AUGAUCACAGGAGAUUCGAGGUGGGAGUGCCCAGAGGCUGGCAGCAAAGCCGCCAUCACCUCGUCAGCAGGCAUGAGAUAUAUCCGCGCAGAGGUCGUCAAACGGGGCGCCGCCGGCGAGUAUAUCAACGAAGCACUGCAAAUCCCCGAGGUAUCUCAAUACGUCAGAAAAGGCUUAUAUGCCAAGUCAUUGUACAUGAUCAUCGGCGUCGCGACAUGCAAGAAACUCUCUAUGAGCCAUGCGAGAACCCGGGAGACCAUGUUCUCCGCUGACCUGGACGCCAAUCUCGCCGUUUUGGGACCCGAGGCUGGAGCCGGCUUGUCAAUUGGAAACAAAGCCUCAUCGGCGGUGGAGUUGGAGAUCCAGGAGGAGUGUGACUUCUCAUGCAGGGUGGGAAAGUUCCAGUACUCGCGGCGUCGGAGGAUAAUCAGAGAGGCAAAGGACUUCACAGACGGUGCGCUUUUCGAUCGAGAGAGUGGCACGAACGACGUUCCACUCACAGACACAGAAGCCGAGGCUAUUUACAGUGACGAGCCCGUGUUUGACGAGUUCGAGAGCGAGGAUGAGGCCGUGUAUUCAUCUGACGGUGUGGUGAUUCACGCUUUCGGCUAA
Messenger RNA from Diaporthe citri, 612 nucleotides. RefSeq lists its product as uncharacterized. The record is from RefSeq and is a predicted model, not a curated record. Bases 1 to 612 code for a protein of 203 amino acids. Lineage: Eukaryota; Fungi; Ascomycota; Sordariomycetes; Diaporthales; Diaporthaceae. The transcript has 2 exons.